Molecule: messenger RNA, 1935 nt
Organism: Acaulospora morrowiae
Lineage: Eukaryota; Fungi; Glomeromycota; Glomeromycetes; Diversisporales; Acaulosporaceae
Source: the annotation of a GenBank genome assembly
AUGAGCGACGGUCGACCAUCCGCUUCUGCGUCGCUGCAGUCCUCAGUAGGCGUCACCUCAGCCGAAGAAUUAGCCGAGAAAUAUCAGAAACUAUUCUCCGAGUUCUCAAGGAUAAAAGCGCAACAUUCCGUCCUCAAGAAAGCUGUCAUCAAGGAACAAGAAACCAAUGCUGCAUUACAAGACGAGUGCAAAACAAAAGAACGUGAAUUACGAUCAUCGACUCAACAACUGGACCUCUUAACCUUUCACAAUCAACGAUUAACGAAGCGCAUCGAAUGUUUGCAAGAUUCGGGUGCUGCGAGGUUGUCACCUGGAUGGCUGGUGGGCUCGGCAAAGAAAGAGCUUGAAAAGUCAAAAGUCACCUUGGAAGUUACCAGCGUAGAGUUGACGCGAAAAAUAGAAGAAAAUGAAAAGUUACAUAAAGAACUUUAUGAAGUCAACGGUCUAUAUACCCAACAUGUGAAUGAUCUUCAGGCAAAGAUAGCGGAUUUGGAGAAAAAGACCGAAGACCUUCAGGAUGAACUGACGAGAUCGCAUAUUGCCAGCGAGGAGGCUCUAAAUACGAUACGUCAAGAGAAACGUGAACUUGAUUCUGAACUCGAUCAGACGCGAGCAGAACUUCGAAAAACCAAAUCACUCAUGGAGAAGAAUGAGCAGAAGCUGCGAGAGGGUGAUGACAUGUUAUGGUCUGAAGUGAUCACAACGCUAUCGAUAAAUCUGGGUCUAGAAGAAUCUCAAAUUAACCAAUUCAACGAUUUACAAGAAAAAAUAGACGAAGAUUCAAAUGUGCUCAUUUCAAGCUUCAGACAAUUGCAAUCUAGUACACGAGAUUAUUUGAAAUCACUAAAAGAGAAGUCUGCAUCGUCAUAUGCAAAGGGCUCAAAAGUUAAAGAGGCGAGCCAAAUAUGGCACAAGAAUUUACAAACUUUUGCAAUAAAACUAACAUCUGUUCAUAGUCGAAUGUCCGAGUUGAUGGUGGAGAAGGAGAAUCUUGUCAAAGUCACCGAGAAUGGCACGACGAAAGUUGCUACCUUGGAAAAGGAAAUCACCCGACUAAAGGAGGAACUAGAGAAGCAAAAAACAACCGAAAGUGAUCACGUGGGAAAUAAUGAUCAACAGAGUUGUGCAGGUAAUAACAAGGUCGCACAUGUUCCAAUCUCUACAAAGAUGGAAGAUAAUUCUGAUAGCGGUGAUGAUGCUCCGUUAUUAGUGAAUGGGUUUGAUGAUGUAACCGAAGCUUCGAAUGAGACGGAAGGAAUAUCUCUCGAGGAUCAGAAUAGUAAUUCUCACCUGGAAUCCAAGGAAGGUGGCUCUCCAAUCUCAUUCGAGCAUGUUCAAGAAAGUGAUGAUGAAGAUAGUUAUGAUAAUGGGUCUGAAGUAUUCAUUUAUGAACCGAGCACUAUUGAGAAGGAUAAUUUGGAAUCACAAAGACAAUCAAUCAAAGGGCCCUUGCAUUCAAUGGCACCGACUGCUUUGUCAACAUUGAUGAGUGAUGACAUCGAUACCAACGCACACAUUAAUGGAAACAUUCUUGCAUUGGAACAUGACAUAGGGCGAGUCACUAAAUCCGAGGAUGAGGCACAACAACGAGAAUUGCUUAUCAAAAAUCACUACGAAUCAAGAAUAUCGCAAUUGAACGAACAGGCAAAUAUCUUGCAAAUGGCUGAUAGCAAAUCAGUACGGUUACUGAAAUCCUAUGACAUCAUGAAAAGCAAAUUGGCCAAUUCAGAAAAUGAGAAGUUGCGAGCAAAUCAGGAAAUAUCAAGGCUACAGCAUGAGAUUGCUGUAAUGAAGGAGCAAUUUGCUGAAGAACGUGCAAGUAAUAGUAAACAAAUUGAAACAUUCACGGAAUUUAUUGAACAAAAGGACAGGAGGAUUAUUGAAUUGGAGCAAGAAUUAGAAGAAAGUUUCGUCGGAACUUCACGACAUGACUAA